Molecule: messenger RNA, 846 nt
Organism: Thalassophryne amazonica
Lineage: Eukaryota; Metazoa; Chordata; Actinopteri; Batrachoidiformes; Batrachoididae
Product: erythrocyte band 7 integral membrane protein-like
Exons: 7
Coding region: 1-846 (281 amino acids)
Cellular component (GO): plasma membrane
Source: RefSeq, a predicted model, not a curated record
AUGACUGUGGAUAUUGAUGCAAUUGAACUGGAAGAAAUAAAACGACAAAAACAUAAAACAGUCUUGGAGACUCCAAAUGACAGCAUGAGCUGCUGUGAUUGGCUGAUGGUCGUUCUGUCGUUCCUGCUGGUGGUUCUCACUUUUCCACUCACCAUAUGGAGAUGCUUUAAGAUCAUUCACCAGAAUGAGAGGGCUGUUCUCUAUCGCAUGGGUCACAUUUGGAGAGGAAGCAAAGGACCAGGGUUGGUGUUUAUGUUGCCGUUCACCGACACCUUGAUUAAAGUCAGCACAAAACUCCUCACCUUAAGCAUCCCAUCACAAGAGGUUUUGACCAGUGACUUUGUGACGGUGAAGGUCCGUGCAGUGGUCUGUUACCGGAUCAAAGACGCAGUUAAGGCCAUGGCCAACGUCACAGAUGUGCACACUGCGACCCAGCUGUUCUCUCAGAGCACUCUGAGGAACAUACUGGGUACCAAGACUGUGUCUGAGAUCCUGGUGAACAACAAGGAGAUCACAGACAGUAUGAAGGCCAUUCUGGACUAUGCAACAGAAGACUGGGGGAUUGAGGUCCAGUGGGUGGAGAUCAACACCCUCAACUUCAAGGACCAACAGCUGCAGAAAAUUGUGGCAGCAAAGGUGAUGGCUGCAGAGGGAGAGGUUAAUGCAGCACGGAUGCUGAAGCAGGCGUCUUUGAUGAUGGGAGAUUCUGAAUCAGCCUUCAAGCUCCGGUACCUGCAGACCAUGGAAACCCUGGCAGCUGACAAAUCCAUUAAAAUCCAGAUGCCAUUCAUGGGCGGCACUUUGGUGGGGUUUGAUGGGACUGCAGGCCCAGCAAGAAUUUACUGA